GAACUCCGCUUCUCUGGAGAUGGCGCCGCCGGGCCUCACCGCCAGCUGACGAAACGGUCGCUCGCCUCAGAAAGGCAAUCCGAAGAGCCAAUCAAGUGUCGGCGAGGGCGGAGCCGCGAACCCCGUUGCCAUGGGCGGAAAAGACUGGAGCGGUGGCGUUUCGUUUCUCCGUCAAAGGGCUAAAAUGGAGGCGUCUCUGAGGCGAUUGCUUUUGCCGCUGUUGGUGGUGCUGACGGGAACGUCUUCAGCGAUGGGCUGGGAACAGCCGGAGAGAGUCCUAUUGCGGGAUGUCCAAGUCCUGACACUCUACCAGGGAAAGUACACAAAUUAUCGGAGGACAUCUCCAAUGCCCCAGUUGCAAUGCACCGGAGGGUCAGCAGGAUGUACAGCAUAUACCCCUGAGGUUGUUCAGUGUUACAACAAAGGUUGGGAUGGCUCUGAUGUGCAGUGGGAAUGUAAAGCACAUUUGGAUGUAUCAUAUCGCUUUGGAAAAAUUGAAGUAAGCUGUGAAGGCUAUGAUUACCCAGCUGAUCCUUUCAUUUUAAAAGGAUCAUGUGGCUUGGAAUACACAUUGGAGUUAACUCAGAAAGGACAGCAAAAAGCUAACACCUUUUCUGGGACCUAUUAUUCUGCAACUUCUCACGAUUCAUUUGGUUCUGGAUUUGGAGUGAUCCUGGUAAUAUUAUUUGUUGUUUUUGUUUUUGGCAUCUACAAGCUAUUCCUCUGUGAUAACCGACAACAUAAUUUCCCUAAUGAUAAUGUACAUUCAGGAUCCUAUGGGCAAAGUUAUCAAAGCCCACCUCCACCAGGAUUUAAAUCAAAUUGCACAGGAGCUGCCAGUGGGUCCAGCUAUGAUUCCAAUUCUAGGCCAGGUUUCUGGACUGGAUUAGGUGCCGGAGGACUUCUUGGAUACUUGAUUGGCAACCGAAGGUCACCUUCAGAUCACAGGUAUUCUCCUUAUUAUAACACAUGGUCUGGUCUAUCUGCUCCACCUCCAUUUACUGGUUCAUUUGGCAAUUCAAAUAGCUGUUCAACAUCUUACAGUUCAGAAACAAAACCCACCUCUGGUUUUGGAGGUACAAAAAGAAGAUGAAGUUUGACUUCCACUCUACCUAAGCUAGUGAAUAAAGCAACAUUUUGACAAUUCUGAAACAUGUCUUAAGCCUGCUUGCUCGAGUUAUAAAAUUCUAACUCUAUAUAUUUGUAUCUGUGCAUCUCUAAAAAUGUCGCUAAAUUUAUUUUGGAACAGUAGCUUUUGACAAAAUGGGGAAGCUUCUCAAGUAAUUUCUAACAUGGAACUGUGUUCCAUAGAAAAGGGAAGAUAAUAGGAUAACCUUCUGCAAUCUAGUGCCUUUCAGAUAGAUUGGAAUAUCUCUGCUAGAAAUAAUAGCUUGCCAUCAUGUUGGGGACUAAAGAUUGGAGUAUCAGUAAUAAUUAUAUUUUUAAAAAGUUGGAAAUGCCAUUUUCUAAGGCAGUGGCCCCCAACCUUUUGGGCACCAGGGACCAGUUCCAUGGAGAGAGGUUUUUCUGCAGGCAGGAGGGGGCAUACUUUUUCACACUGCCUUGUUUGCAUGGACUGGUUUCUGCCAUGCCACGCACCAGUGUCGGUCCACGGACUGGGGGUUGGGGACCCCUGUUCUCUGCUAAUGGCUAUUAUACAUUAUAAAAACAAAGAAUGAGAUAUUACUUGGAAUAGUGUACUCUCUGUACUGAACAGAUUGAUCUAACCAACAGAAGAGAAAUCUAGGUCUAUUAUUUUCUUUACAAUAGUUCUUUAGAAAGACCUGAGAUAGGGAAAAGAAAGUCAACUAGACAGUAAUUCCACUAGAUUCAGUAGAAUCUGCUUCCAUUAUGUAUAUAUUGGAUGUAUAUUUUUAAUUUGGGGGUUAUUAACUACAUACAGUUCAUUUGAUGGAAUCUAUGGCACAGAUAUCUUGGAAUGCAUUUUCAGGAAUGUCAGGAAUUCACAUAGAAGACUUGUUUGUGUGCAAAAUUAUCCUUUAUUAGAUCAAGCAUUACUUUCUUGGCAUGAUGGGACAUAAAUGGUACUAUGCAUUGGGAACUUAUCUUUACUGGGCAUCUUGUUUACUUCCAGUUGAUGUAAUUAUUUUCUCUUUCUUUUACAUUUGCUCUUUUCUAACCUUCCCAGCAUUUUUGUGAACGUUUUCUUAGUUUCCAUUCCUGUAGGAAAUUAAAUUGCUGAGGAAAUUCACAGGAGUCCCAAAAGUUUGUAUUUAAAUUUCAGAAUAAAGUAAUGUUUGAAAGUAU
This is a messenger RNA of Notechis scutatus (mainland tiger snake), 2268 nucleotides long. It is a transcript of the gene SARAF, whose product is annotated as store-operated calcium entry associated regulatory factor. The record is from RefSeq and is a predicted model, not a curated record. Gene Ontology annotation, biological process: regulation of store-operated calcium entry. Gene Ontology annotation, cellular component: endoplasmic reticulum membrane. NCBI's taxonomy places the organism in Eukaryota, Metazoa, Chordata, Lepidosauria, Squamata, Elapidae.